Molecule: messenger RNA, 1002 nt
Organism: Photinus pyralis (common eastern firefly)
Lineage: Eukaryota; Metazoa; Arthropoda; Insecta; Coleoptera; Lampyridae
Exons: 5
Coding region: 1-480 (159 amino acids)
Source: RefSeq, a predicted model, not a curated record
AUGUAUCCCGAAUUUCUUCAAAAAAAGGUUGUUCCCGAAGGAGCGCCCGUUGUUUCCGUCGAUAGAGGUGGCUUGGAACGUGGAGGGCCGUUAAUAGCUGAUUGCGCGGCACCUCCAUCAUCACCUGCUCCUAACAUAACGUGGUACGUCAACGAUCAAAGGGUACCAGGUUCGACGUCUACGUCGGUCAAAGUAGAUGAGGACCAUUUGGAAAGUGCAACCAGCCGAUUAGAACUGACGGGUGUUGGUGGCAGUUGGGGCACGAUUCGACUGCGAUGCGAAGCAUCUUUAUUUAGAUUGUACAAAGCUAAUAGUUUAGAAUUAGAAGUUAAGCCAGAUGCACCAACUCCGCAACCUGCCUCUGUGCUCUUAAUGGGUCCUAGUAUGAAUGGUCAACGAUACCUAUUAUCAUCAGGGUUACUGACGCAGACAUCUUUCGUUCUAGUGUUAUUUCGGUGGUCAACGCAGACGGUUAGUUAAUUUAAAUUGGUGAACAUUCUUUGUGCCGAUUGAUGUAUUAGGUGGAAAUGUGCAAACUGGAUUGCUGUUAAAUUUGUAAGUUUUCCCCCAUUUUUAAUCAUGGUGCUUCUAAACUUGUGCCACAGUGGAACUAACUGCACGAACUAACUCCUUUUGAAAUAAUGCAACGAUCGAAAAGUUGAUUUAUUUUUAACCACUAAUAAGGGACAAUUUGUGUACUUAGCGUUUAAACAGAAAGAGAGACAAUGACUUUUAGACUGUUUGCAGAAGCAAGUUUUUCCUAUUGAUAAUGUAGUCACCUGCUUUCGCCAUCCUUGUCUGAUAUUUAUGCAUUUCCAUGCAGUGUGCUUUUCUGUUUUAUGUUCCUGAACUUUGAUUGAUUACAACUACUUUGGUUGAAAGCGCGACUCGCGUGGGAAAUCAUUCAAAGUGAUGGGAAGAUAAUUACAAUUACUAUCUUAUUUAUUAAAGUGAGACCCUCGUCUUCUACUUGCACUAAAUAAAAUUACACUUUUCAUUCGA